Crotalus tigris (Tiger rattlesnake) is the source of this 1854-nucleotide messenger RNA. It is a transcript of the gene XNDC1N, whose product is annotated as short transient receptor potential channel 2. The record is from RefSeq and is a predicted model, not a curated record. The transcript has 9 exons. NCBI's taxonomy places the organism in Eukaryota, Metazoa, Chordata, Lepidosauria, Squamata, Viperidae. Gene Ontology annotation, molecular function: damaged DNA binding. Bases 39 to 1250 code for a protein of 403 amino acids. Gene Ontology annotation, biological process: base-excision repair; single strand break repair. Gene Ontology annotation, cellular component: nucleus.
GCGAAGCCGCGGCUGGGGGCGAUGGGUGUUGUAGUCCGAUGGCGCCGCUGAAGAUCCGCUGCGUGGUCUCCUUCUCCUCGCAGGACCCGAAGUAUCCCGUGGAGAACCUACUGCUGGAAGAGAGGCUUCAGCCCUGGCUCUGCUGCCCCUCAGAUCACAGCCGGCAGCUGAGGGCCGAGUUGCAGCUGGAGCAGGCCGGUUGCAUUGGCUACAUCGAUGUAGGGAACUCGGGCUCCGCUUUCCUCCAGAUCGAGGUGGGCCGCUCCUCCUGGCCCCCAGGCCGCGAUUAUCUCACGCUGCUGCCCACCGCCACCUUGAUGAUGCCAGCGGAUGCCAAGCUGGACCGUAACCGCUCCGGGGUCCGGAUGUUUAAAGAAGGGGACCUGCUGCCUUCGGCUCUGGCGGAGAAGUGGGACCGGGUGCGGGUCACCUGCAGCCAGCCCUUCAACAGGCACGCCCAGUUUGGCCUCGCCUUCCUUCGCAUCCGCACCCCGCAGGAUACGGAGGGGAGCCCAGGGGAGCCAGCAGCCCCCUCCCCUUGUCAGGCUUCUCCGGGGUCUUCCCCCAAGCCAGGGGUCUCCAGUGGAGCUUUUGGCGGGAGUCUUUCCGCAGCAGGACCAACGUGCAGCCCCGAGGAGGAGACGGUGCUGAAGAACCAGCUGCAGAGGCUGGACUCCACCCUGCUCGGCAAAGGGCUCGGACCGGCUGGCCUGAGUCGCCCAGCCCAGCUGGUCCUCAAGGCGGCAGCCUCUGCCCGCAAGCGAGCCCCUGCCCUGCCCACUGGGUCUCCACCGCCAGCCGCAAGGGCCAGAGAGGCUGGCCAGGCCCCGAGGGCACCGGGGCCCGAAGUGGAGCCACAGGCGAGCAACAGCCGCUUGAAAACAAGGAGGAGACCUGGGUCGCAGCGCAGCGCCAGGAGGAGACCCAGGAACGGCUCACGAAGGGACGGGGGAGCCCGCAGCCAGCGAGGAAACCCACCAGCCUGGGAAAGUGACGAAGAGGAAGAAGAGGAGGAAGAAGAAGGGGAGAGCAGAGGAAGAGGAGGAGGAGGAGCCACGCUGGGCAUCUGCCCAAUCUGUGCAGGUCGCUUCCCUGCCGAGGUCCUGCCCAUCCACGCUUCUGCCUGCGGAGAAGCGGCCUCUCCGUCAGCCGGGCGGGGGUCUUGGGUGGAGUGCCCCAUCUGCCAGGACCCGUUUCCCGCCUCCGAGGUGGAGGCGCACGCCAGCCGCUGCGGGGAAGAAUACCCUUAACCCUCCGUCCCAGCUCGCUUGCAAAGAGGAGGGCGGCCGGAGUGCCCUUUGCGUCCUGGGGGGGUCCUCGGCAUCCCAGGCUUUCGGCUUCUCUGGUUCAGACAUGAGGGGCUGGGAGACCCUCCCUCAAGGCCUCGGGAGAGAAGACCCACCAGAGCACACGGCAAUUCCAGAUUCCCUCUGGGGGCAUCCGAGAUGCUGGAGCCGGACUCCGUGACCCACCCAUCCACAGCCAUUUGCCUGUGACGGACACACACACACACACACACACACACACAGCCCACCAAACAGAUUGCGGUGACUAAGUGGGGGGGGGGGGUCUGCACACCUGGGCAGCGUGGGAUUCACUGGAACUUUUCAAACUUCCAGAGUUUGUUUUUACCUGUCAGCCCGACAGAUUGCUUCCUUUUUUUUUAUUUUUCACAGCAGGGCGAAGAGAUUGUGACUUGACUCGAGAGCCUUUGGCCUUCUGUGGGAUGGGUGGAGAGGAAGAAUUGGGGAGGGGGCUGUAACCCACCUCGGAGGAUGGACUGGCACGGAGACCCCAGGGCCGGGGCCUCCCUGCAAGGGAGAGUUGGGGGCUGAAGGCUGCUGACCUCGCAGG